Molecule: messenger RNA, 5357 nt
Organism: Neocloeon triangulifer
Lineage: Eukaryota; Metazoa; Arthropoda; Insecta; Ephemeroptera; Baetidae
Gene: Pten
Product: phosphatidylinositol 3,4,5-trisphosphate 3-phosphatase and dual-specificity protein phosphatase PTEN
Exons: 8
Coding region: 376-2142 (588 amino acids)
Biological process (GO): cell motility; regulation of phosphatidylinositol 3-kinase/protein kinase B signal transduction; protein dephosphorylation
Cellular component (GO): cell projection; nucleus; cytosol
Molecular function (GO): phosphatidylinositol-3,4,5-trisphosphate 3-phosphatase activity; protein tyrosine phosphatase activity
Source: RefSeq, a predicted model, not a curated record
GCAGCAGUUGGAUUUUAUGGGUUUAGGCAACAACUCUUUCAACCCGCACAGCUCGCACACUUCCUCGCUGUGACACAUCUCGAUUUUAACAUGAUCCUUUAGUUUGUUGGACAGAUUUUCUCGCUCCGGGACACCCAUGAUGAACGUGAGAUAGUCGGUGAAGUAGUGGAGCAGCGAGAAAGUGCCAAAAUCGGGCAGAAAGAUCGGUGGAAAAGUGGACUCGCUCGGUGGGUCGCUGCGUGCCGUGGGGCACCUUCGUCUAGCGCCAUUGUUUCGUUUCUCGGCGAGAACGGCGUGACAAGCUGCUGUCCGACCGAGCAAACACUGUCCGACCACUAGUCCUCGGACGCCUAAUAGCUCACUAGCUGUCGUCUUAUGAAGUGGGUUAGUAAGUGCUGUGAGUUUUUUAUGGGUGUUUGCUACUCGUGCCGAAAAUCAUCACUGAGCAGCAGCAACAACAAUCACAGUGAUAAUCUCGAGGUGGACUUGGACAAAGUCGAGUACAUCAACACCGUCUCGUCGGUGACUCCUUUAAAUGCUGCCAUCUGCGUCAACCAGUUCUCAUCCUGCUCGGAGGAGGAUAAUAUUGCAGACAUCUACCGCUGCAAGGAGAUUUCCGCCGAGGCGGUCUCCUCUCUAGAAUCUGCAGCCUCGAGCACCACCGUCCAGCAGGAGCUGCCAGGCCUCAACAACCACCAUCACAACAAUUACUACCACAGCCUUGGUGGCUACACCAAAAUGGCAAACCCUAUCAAGCAGAUGGUCAGCAAGAAGAGGAAGCGCUACACCCAGGAUGGCUUCAACCUCGACCUGACCUACAUAAGAAACAACAUCAUUGCCAUGGGCUAUCCUGCUGAGAAGAUCGAGGGCAUGUAUCGUAACAACAUUUCCGAUGUUGGCAGAUUCUUAGACAAGAAACAUCCAGAGCACUACAAAAUAUACAAUCUUUGUUCGGAGCGUUCAUACGACCCCAGCAAAUUCCAUCACAGGGUAGCUCAUUAUCCUUUCAACGAUCAUAACCCGCCUCAGAUUGAUUUAAUUGGGCCUUUCUGCAACGACGUCCACGAUUGGAUCAACAAAAACUCUGACAACGUGGCUGUUGUCCACUGCAAGGCUGGCAAGGGCCGAACUGGAGUGAUGAUCUGCUGUUACCUUCUGCAUAGCAAACAGUUCUUGACUGCCGAAGAUGCUCUCAACUUUUACGGGCAGAGCAGAACCCAUGACAAGAAGGGGGUGACAAUUCCAAGCCAACGCAGAUUUGUGGAUUACUACGCUCAGAUCGUCCAGCUCAGGCUUAAAUACCAACCAGUGACCCUUCUAUUAGAUAGAAUUUGCUUGGAACCCCUUCCCCAUCUCCAUGGAAUGCAAGGAAACUUGCAAUUUGUGAUCUCAGACUCUCAGCGGAGACUGUACACAUCGCCCCUGUACGAAAUAAAGAAAAGCCUGCAAAGUUUGUCCCUGAGCCCAAGAGUGACCAUCACCGGUGAUAUUAAAGUGGAGUUCUACAUGAAAAAUGCACUCAGGAGAAAGGAGAAACUGUUUCACUUUUGGUUCAACACAUUUUUUGUCAACGAAGAGGCCAAGCACGAAACCAACGAGAACGGAAAUGAAACUGCAACCCCAGAACGAAGGCCACAUCAGAGAACCAGCCGUGCCAUGAGCUAUGAUGAACAAUCCACACUUCCUCCUAUGAUGUUCCUACAGCAAACGAGUUCCCUUGCAUCAUUGCAAACUGAUGGUAUCAGCGAACUGAUGCUUACCAUUGACAAGUGGCACUUAGAUGACGCUCACAAGGAUAAGCAGAACAAGAUCUUCGACCAAAACUUCAGGGUUCGCCUGUUCAUGCUUCGUGUACCUAAUUUAGAAUCGUCCGUGGAUCGUAUCUCGUUGGCUAACAAUGCCUCAAGACUGCAGACUGGAGCAGGCAUUCUUUCACCAACUCUACCGCAGGCUGGUGUUGUGGUGGUCGAAAACCAGGACACACCGAACAGUUCAUCAGAGGGCGACGACCACUCAAGCUCAGAGAGCAGCGAAGACGGUGAAGGCGGUGAUGAAAGUUGGGAGUCUGUGAAUCAUGCACGUGUGGUGAGGUAUCGGCUUCUCUCUGAGGCAGAGUAUCAAGCGGGUGAGCAGGUGGCGUGAUGAAUCAUAUCCCAAGCAACUAGCAAUCGAAGACAAAGCUGAUAUUCAAAUCGAUCAAUUAUGGCUGAAGCUGGGAAGAAAUGUUCUGAUUUCUUCCCAGCGUGCGGAUGCGAUGAUUCUGAUGUGACGAGUUGCGAAAAAAACUUAUUUUCCUUUGAUCAUUGAUUUAUAGAACACCAACCAAAAAUGAAGCAGCUGACUUAAAACUGAAUUUUAGUCGCAUAGACUAAAUGUGUAUGAUCAAAUGCAUUUCAUGCAAAUAUUCAAGUAGACAUUAUUGACAGUAGCCUUUGAAGCUAAUUAUUUGCAGAUUGGUGUCACUAGAUUGAUUUUGGCCUGGUGCUUUUUGCCCUGAACACUUCUUGGAAAAUUUUCUGUAGAUCUUAAUUUUUGACGGAAACACUUAAAACAGACAAAUUUGUUUUUUGCAAAACUCCUUUUGCUGAUGAUGUUUUAGUUCCAUUUAUAGUGCAUCCAUUUUAGUCAAAAGCAUAUUUUUCUCGCAAAUUAUUCAUAGACUUACGUAAAAUGAAAUAACGCUUCGAUUUUAGAGGAAAUGAUACUUGAAUAUGGAGGACUGUUUAAGCCAUACAUGUACAAAUUAACAUUUUGCUAUUCAGUGAUCACAUUUGAGUCCAUUUUGAACAAAAAAAAAAAAAAAAUGAUAGUUCGGAAAAAAAUAAUCAUCACCAAUUUGCUGAUUGUGACAAAAUGUCAGAAAUUUAAUUUCUAAUCAGAACAAGAAAGUAAAUUGUGAACACAAUUAACAAUAACUAAUAAUAAUUCUUUGUAAUAUGAGAUAGUUGCAUAUACAUGCAUUAUUUUUAACGGAUUAUAAAGUAGAUAUUUACUAUUAAAUUACUCUGUCAAAAGUGACAAGUACAAGGUUUCUAAAAUAGAACUGAAUUUUCUCACACUAAAGGAACCAAAUUAAUUUAUAAAGUAAAUCACAAGGACAUAAUAUUUGAUAGCAGAAUUAUAUUAUAUUGUUGAUGUGACUCUGGUUCGGCACAAAACCAAGAAAGAAAUUUCUGCAAACACAACUACUGUAUUGGUAUUUUGCCCAAUACCCACACCCACUGUUUGGUAACAAGGCAACAAUAUUGUACUUUCUCAACACUUUGAUGACUACAUAAACUAUACAUACUGUUUUCAACUACACUGAACUACUACGAUAAUAUCAAUUAUUUUCACAAUACUUUGUACUUUUAAUUUUUUGUGCCAACUUGUGCCAAUCACACACUUACCUUUGCAAAAUAAUUUAUUGGAAAUAGCAAGAGGAAAUAUUAACUGCAUUUUUAAGUUAUCUGCAGAUCUCGGGAAUAAUUGUCGGAAUUUCUACUUAGCUGCUGGAAAUCAUUAAUUGUUGUUGGAGGUGUUCUUUGGGAAAUGAUUGAUUUAAAAAAAAAAAAAUAUGAGUAAAGAUGUUUUGCUGGAGAAAAAUGAACAUGAUGUUUCUGUAUUCGUGUACCAAGACGGAGAAGAAUUUUAUUGCAAAAACGACAACUAAUCAAAUACACACACUCUGGAGAAAUAAAUAAUUGAGCUGCAAACUAUAUAUCUCUGUGCUUUGUCUUCCUUUUCUUCCUGCUUUCGCUUCCUUCCAAUGAGGUAGUGGUUUUAAACUAUUUGAACGACCAGCAACUAACAAAGCCUGCUCUGUUGCUUUGGUUGAAAAAUUGCCAUUGGAGGUAUGUUGUUUUAUGCAUUGCUGCCGCAAAACGAUUUGUAACGCUUGGGUAUAUACUCGGAGUGGAGCUUAAUUGCAUCAGGAGAGGUGAGGGCAGAAGUUAAAACAAACAAAAAUGCCCCGCUCACGAUCAGUUGAACAGUAAGUUUUUCUUUCAGGAGAAUCAACUCAUUUUUAACAUCAAGUCGUUUGCCUCACAUCAUCAUACGCCCUUCAUAAGUUAAAAACAAUGCUUCUUUGCCUGGUGAACAUUGAAACAAAAAAACACUGCUCUGUUGGGAUUGAUAGAUGACUAACACACUGCUGGGCAUUUGGGCAACUCGCCAGUGGGAAAGACAAACGUACAAAAACUUUUCAAGUGUAAAAGUGCUCAUCACUGCAUUUUUCUCUGAUCUUCAUUACUCAAUUACGUACUAGAUUUAAUAAGAUUAAAGGCUUGCCAAAAAGGUGCCAUCAUCAAAGUGUGACAAUUAACGAAUUGAAGAAAACCUGAAGAAAGUGUGAUGCGUUUGUUGACUUCCGAAGUAAGAACUGAAACGGUUUAGGUGCAAGAGAACAAUUUCAGCAGGAAUUUCAGUACAAAAGUGGAUUUAAGUAUAGGCAAUUUCAAACAAAAUGAUAUAGUUGGCUCUGUAAUUUAAAUAUAAAGACUGUUUUGAACAGAUCUGCUUUUUGCUAGAAUGUGUUGUGAAAUCGAUAGGGAUUUUUAUAUUGCCAAUUCAUAAAACUCAACUAAUUUUAAUUGAAAUGGUUGAUAUCAAUCAACAAAUUUUAACAUUACCUUCUGUCAAUUUUUCUUAUUCUUGGUAUAUCACAAAUAAUGAACUUUCUCAAAAAUGUUCUGUUAACAUCAAACUUACAACUUGCGUUUAAAUUUUGAAAUUGAUGUCCUCAUUGACCUUAUUUUGUGUUGUCAAUGCGGUACUAUGGUACCCAGUUGAUUUUAUGUACAAUUUCAUGAUCUCAAAACUCUGACACCAAAAAACAUUGACAGAAAGUAAUUAAGUAAUUUUUAUUUAAGUGUUAGUUAAUCAUUCUGAAAAGGGCACAUCUUUUUUUAAUGCAGGUGUCAGAGGAUGAGAAACUGUUGUUCUCAUUAACUUGACAUUUUUUUUAUCAACUUCUAGAGGCAAUUUGUACUCUUGAAAGUAACCGGUAUUACUUAAAUGGUCACCAAAUUAUUUCAGAAAAGUGCCGACAACAAACAAUGAUUGAAUAAGAGAUUGAAACAUUGGACAUACUGAGCAUUGCAGUGGAAGCUGCAAACUUUUAAAUCGGUCGGUGAAGGGUAGCGUAGAAGAUAAUAUGAAUGACUGUUAAUGAAAUUAGGAUGAUUGUGAUUAAAAGGCUAAUUGUAAUCUUUUUACUGUUUUGACUGUAAGCUUAGACAUUUGUUUCAAUUUUGCUAGAGAUGAGAAACAAGAUAAUCUUUCAGAUGUUAUAAUUUAUUUGAUAACAACUUCAUGUAGCGUGAAUAAUUAUAUAUAUUACCAAUAAAGAGAUAAAAGUUAAAAGAGGACAUUCA